This is a messenger RNA of Corythoichthys intestinalis (scribbled pipefish), 2558 nucleotides long. It is a transcript of the gene znf16l, whose product is annotated as zinc finger protein 16 like. NCBI's taxonomy places the organism in Eukaryota, Metazoa, Chordata, Actinopteri, Syngnathiformes, Syngnathidae. The transcript has 3 exons. Bases 358 to 1815 code for a protein of 485 amino acids. Gene Ontology annotation, biological process: regulation of transcription by RNA polymerase II. Gene Ontology annotation, cellular component: nucleus. The record is from RefSeq and is a predicted model, not a curated record. Gene Ontology annotation, molecular function: DNA-binding transcription factor activity, RNA polymerase II-specific.
ACACUAGCCGUCAAUGGAACUGAAACACGAGCAAUCAGUCCAGCGUGUCCUCGUUAAAAUGAAUCUGACGUAUAUUAGCUAAUUAGAAUGUUGGAGUUGGAAGUGCACAGAAACGAUUAAUUUUUAGGGAUAAUGACGACAUAAAUUACAAGAGCCAGUUUAGAAAUUUCAAAGUAAAUGUCUCAGCCAGUUCAGUGAGAGACCUACAAAAUGCUUUUAUUUUGAAAGCAAGUUUCUUCCGCAUCCGGUGUUGUAAUUACCUCUGCCUUGACGAGCCACUUUGGAAAAUCCGAGCAGCAAAACAUUAGCUUAGCUAGCCGGCUAGCUUCAAGUCUAAGCGUUCUUCCUUCAAAGCAUAUGAGUCGCAAGAGAAAUCUGACUUUUUCGGGUACUAACCUGUCCCCCGAACUCCAAGGGACCUUCAUGGAGCCUCCGUGCCGCGCCGACGGCGAUUUCCUGAACCUGGAGCCCGACGAGGAGCUCCUGUGCUCGGUCAGCUCGGUGAGCGAACACCUGGGCAGGAACAUCAGCGCCGCGCUGGACGCCGCCAUGAACGAGAUACGACACAUGCUCGCCGUCAGGAUACGAGCGCUCAAAAUGGAGCUGAGGGACAAAACCGACGAGAUCGCCGUGUUGAAAGCCAAGCUAAGCGACAGGGAAGCCAAGGAGGCUGCGGAAUCGCCCCUCGACGCCACGGAGGCGCCACCUGACGCCGCCUUCAGGAGCUCCAAGAUGCUCAGCGUGGACCCCAAACGAGAGAAAAAGUCCCUCCUGCCCGGGGUGAAGAAGGAGAACAUUGACGCUAUUUGUGACUACCUGAUGAAAGACAAGAACUCUAGAGGCGCCGCAGAGAUGGAGGGAGGUGAGCAAGGUACCCAGGAGGAGGAUCCGCAUCCCCUCCACCUGUGGCCUGACGGCGGGAUGAGCUCUUCCGCGCCUUCGGGACACACGGACGACAUCUUCAACAUGCUGCCCUCCAGCAGCAGGCGCUUGUACGACUAUGAGUGGAUAGCGCCCAUGGAGUACUCGUCAGACCUCAAGGUGAAGCAACCAGAGUGUGAAAACGAAGACGAGGAGGAGGAAGGUUCAUCAGAACAGCCUACGACCCGAUUCCCGCAUGUCCAGCCUGCCGAUUUCUCCACCGUUCCGGGUUCCCCCGGUGAGGGCGGCGCCCAUCCGCCCCCCGAGACAGGUCAGCAGUUCCCAAACCACACCUUCAUCUGCUCCUUGUGCGGAACCUUCUGUCCCGACUCGGCGUUCCUGGAGGAACACGUUAAACUCAUACACUCGGACGCCCGAGCUCUCCAGGUCCCGCAGACCGCGGCGGGAGACAAAGCUCAGGCGGCGGACGCCGAGGAAGGGGCGGCCGACGCAAAGGAGUCCCCGCUCAAGGGCAGGUACGAGUGCGGGGACUGCGGUCGGCGUUUCAACUACCUGGGCAACCUGCGGCAGCACCAGCGCAUCCACACUGGGGAGAAGCCCUUUGUCUGUCCGGACUGCGGGGAGCGCUUCCGCCACGCCGCCCGGUUGAAGAGCCACAGGCUGGUGCACAGUGGCGCCCAGAGCCCCUUUCCCUGCCCACAGUGCGGCAAAGGCUUCUCAGUCCUCUCCGGGCUCAAGAGACAUCAACGGGUGCACACGGGCGAGAGCCCCUACGCCUGCCCGCAGUGCGGCCGGCGCUUCAAGGAGCUGGGAAACCUCUACACCCACCAGAGGAUCCACAGCGGCGCCACGCCGUACUGCUGCCAACAGUGCGGACGGAGUUUCCGGCACCUCGGCACCUACAAGAGUCACCGAUGCACUCCCGCACAGUGACCACGUAUUUAGCGGCAUUCGUCCCACCCUGAUGUAAAGUCGUGUUUAACCUAUACUGUUACAUAGUGCUCAUUUGAUAGGUUGAGUGAAAGAACAAGUCAACACUAACCACUGACAAUCCCUUUUUUCUAUAAUAAAAGAAACUAUCUACCAGCUAUUGUAUCGUUUCUCAGUGAACUGUCAUGCUAAAUCCAAACUGUAGGAGGCACUACACCCUUGCUCAUCUAAUCAAGAUCUCCCAGCUCCAAAUGGAAGACGCAAUGGCUGCUUUUCCUCCGUCCGUCCAUGCAUUAAGCGCAUCACUGUCACAAACUGACAAACGAUGCGACUACUCCAGAAUUUAUGAACAUGGAGGAUUUGGUGCCGACAUUGGCCAAGGACAACAAAGGUUCUCCGCAGGCUAAUGUAAAGCUAGUGUUCUUGACUCGUUUACUGCCAGCCCAGUCAGAGUAUGGAUUUGGUGGCGGUGUGUAGUAACUAGGGCUGUCAAACGAUUAAAAUUUUUAAUCGAGUUAAUUACAGCUUAAAAAUUAAUUAAUCGCAAUUCAAACCAUUUAUAAAAUAUGCCAUAUUUUUCUGUAAAUUAUAUAUUCUGUAAAAUGUUGGAAAGAUGAGACGAUGGAAGUACUGUAUUUGUUUAUUCUAACAAUAAAUCAAGAUGGCAUUAACAUUAUUAACAUUCUGUUAAAGCGAUCCAUGGAUAGACUUGUAGUUCUUAAAAGAUAAAUGUUAGUACAAGUUAU